UCUUCUAUCAUAGUGUGUCGCUAGUGACAGUUGUUUCCUGUAGCGGGAAAUUUUGAUUUUACGUUUCCUUCAAAUUGCACAUUUCUUGUUCAGGACUUGUUAUAUUUGGCUUCUUUUUUUUUCCCCAGGAGAAUUGAUAGUUCUGAACGUAGAAUGGAUAAUACUCUUUUGUCCCCUCAUCGUCUUGUGGACCUGGAUCUAUCUGAUUGUGAUGAACACCAGGUCAAGGGUUGUGAUUCUUCCAAAGAGAACAGAAAAGUUGAAAUUUUUGACGUCAGUUCUCAUUUGGAAACUACUUCCAACUGUGAGUCUGGUUUUCCAAAUGAUAAAGAUUUUUCUGUAUUGGAAAUUACUCGCUGUGUGGAACAAUCUCCUGCCAAAGUAGUUCCCACCAAGAAGCUAAGGAAGAAGUUGAUGACAAAACAGAAUAUACCAAAUAUUUUAGUGGAUGUUAUAUCGCCACAAUUUAAAGUUAAUUUGAAACAAAAGAAUACCAGUAUAGAAAAUAAUAGCUUUGUUAAACCUGAUAAAGAUUAUGAACCAAAAGGUGCAAAAUCAUCAUCAAAACCUCAAAAGAAAGGAAGAGUCAUUCCAUCACGAUACAUGCAGUCUGCUCAGAAUUUCAGAACUCGAACACCUACAAAGAAGGAAUCCAAAAGUGGUCAUAAUAUGACUCUGACUGAAACAAAUAGUGUGUCAUCUGAAGAACUCAGUGUGCUGUCAGGAAAUAGUAACAACAACUGUAACAAUCAACUAGAAAGAACAGCAGAGAAGAAUCCAAUUACAGUUUCACUCGACUCAAAGAGAACAAAAAAGUGGGGAAGACUGAGUCUAAGCAAACGUCGACUCCAAACAAAGACGAUCUUCCUUUACCCUAUUCAGAUGCAUCCACAAUUAUUCAAGAUAUGUCAACAUGGUCUGAAGGACCUAAACUCAGUUGUCGCAGAGAUAUUUUCAAAACUACCAAGAACAAGGAAGCUUUACUGCCACUGGAGGAUCCUGAAGUAAAUAAAGAA
Octopus sinensis (East Asian common octopus) is the source of this 1016-nucleotide messenger RNA. RefSeq lists its product as uncharacterized. The record is from RefSeq and is a predicted model, not a curated record. The coding region runs from base 154 to 1008 and encodes 284 amino acids. The transcript is spliced from 9 exons. Lineage: Eukaryota; Metazoa; Mollusca; Cephalopoda; Octopoda; Octopodidae.